AUGGAUUUCGAAGAAUCAUUCAUCAACGCUCAGGAUUUCGACAGCCUCGUUCAAGUGGAACAAGCACAGGAGAUGAAAGAGAGCACUACGACGACUCCGCCUCCAGUGGCCAACAAACGGGGACGCAAGCCAGGAAAAAAGUCCAGUGACAAAGUGGACAUCAGAGCCAAACUAGAGAGGAGCCGGCAAAGCGCCCGGGAGUGUCGAGCAAGAAAAAAGUUACGCUAUCAAUAUUUGGAGGAGUUGGUGACAGACCGCGAGAAGGCUGUUGUAUUGCUGCGGCAGGAACUGGAUAAAUACAGAAUGUGGUGCGGUGAGGUUGAUGAAGGCAGGAUUCCAGAAGGUUUUCCAGGGCUCUUGGACGAAAUGGGCGCUGUAAAACAAGAAUCUGCAGGCGGUGUACUUAUCAUGUAA
Molecule: messenger RNA, 414 nt
Organism: Macrosiphum euphorbiae (potato aphid)
Lineage: Eukaryota; Metazoa; Arthropoda; Insecta; Hemiptera; Aphididae
Source: the annotation of a GenBank genome assembly